Symphalangus syndactylus (siamang) is the source of this 2207-nucleotide messenger RNA. It is a transcript of the gene CRISP3, whose product is annotated as cysteine rich secretory protein 3. NCBI's taxonomy places the organism in Eukaryota, Metazoa, Chordata, Mammalia, Primates, Hylobatidae. The record is from RefSeq and is a predicted model, not a curated record. Gene Ontology annotation, cellular component: extracellular region.
GCACCCUCCUUCUGUCAAUAGAUGAAACAAAUACUUCAUCCUGCUCUGGAAACCACUGCACGUACUAAUCAUUUUAAUGCAGAUCCCUGUUCCACCGGUUUUGUUUUCCCAGCAAUGACAUUAUUCCCAGUGCUGUUGUUCCUGGUUGCUGGGCUGCUUCCAUCUUUUCCAGCAAAUGAAGAUAAGGAUCCCACUUUUACUGCUUUGUUAACCACCCAAACACAAGUGCAAAGGGAGAUUGUGAAUAAACACAAUGAACUGAGGAGAGCAGUCUCUCCACCUGCCAGAAACAUGCUGAAGAUGGAAUGGAACAAAGAGGCUGCAGCAAAUGCCCAAAAGUGGGCAAACCAGUGCAAUUACAGACACAGUAACCCAAAGGAUCGAAAGACCAGUCUAAAAUGUGGUGAGAAUCUCUACAUGUCAAGUGCCCCCAGUUCAUGGUCACAAGCAAUCCAAAGCUGGUUUGAUGAGUACAAUGAUUUUGACUUUGGUGUAGGGCCAAAGACUCCCAACGCAGUGGUUGGACAUUAUACACAGGUUGUUUGGUACUCUUCAUACCUCGUUGGAUGUGGAAAUGCCUACUGUCCCGAUCAAAAAGUUCUAAAAUACUACUAUGUUUGCCAAUAUUGUCCUGCUGGUAAUUGGGCUAACAGACUAUAUGUCCCUUAUGAACAAGGAGCACCUUGUGCCAGUUGCCCAGAUAACUGUGACGAUGGACUAUGCACCAAUGGUUGCAAGUACGAAGAUCUCUAUAGUAACUGUAAAAGUUUGAAGCUCACAUUAACCUGUAAACAUCAGUUGGUCAGGGACAGUUGCAAGGCCUCCUGCAAUUGUUCAAACAGCAUUUAUUAAAUACGCAUUACACACCGAGUAGGGCUAUGUAGAGAGGAGUCAGAUUAUCUGCUUAGAUUUGGCAUCUACUUAGAUUUAACAUAUACUAGCUGAGAAAUUGUAGGCAUGUUUGAUACACAUUUGAUUUCAAAUGUUUUUCUUCUGGAUCUGCUUUUUAUUUUACAAAAAUCUUUUUCAUACAAAUGGUUAAAAAGUAACAAAAUCUAUAACAACAACUUUGGAUUUUUGUAUAUAAACUUUGUGAUUUAAAUUUACUGAAUUUAAUUAGGGUGAAAAUUUUGAAAGUUGUAUUCUCAUAUGACUAAGUUCACUAAAACCCUGGAUUGAAAGUGAGAAUUAUGUUCCUAGAACAAAAUGUACAAAAAGAACAAUAUAAUUCUCACAUGAAUCCUUGGCUGUAGUUGCCUUUCCUAGCUCCACUCUAAGGCUAAGCAUCUCCAAAGACAUGUUCCCAUAUGCUGUCUUAAUUCCUUUCACUCAUUCACCCUUCUUCCCAAUCAUCUGGCUGGCAUCCUCGCAAUUGAGUUGAAGCUGUUCCUCCUAAAACAACCCUAACUUUUAUCUUGCCAAAAUCAAUACAAUCCUUUGAUUUUUUUAUCUGCAUAAAUUUGACAGUAGAAUAUGAUCACACCUUCAUUUUUAAACCUCUCUUCUCUUUGACAAACCUUCCUUAAAAAAGAAUCCAAGAUAAUAUAGGUAAAUACCCUCCACUCAAGGAGGUAGAACUCAGUCCCUUCCCUUGUGAGUCUUCACUAAAAUAAGUGACUCGCUUCCAAAGAGUGGAAUAUGGAAAAGGAAACAUAGUAACUUUACAGGGGAGAAAAAUGACAAAUGCCAUCUUCACCAAGUGAUCAACAUUAACGUCACCAUUGAUAAGUCACGUGGAUUUGUUCUAGGCAAUCUUUCUAAAAAUUCAUAAUCCCAGUCUAAUCAUGAGCUAAAACAUCCAGCAAACUCAAGUUGAAGGACAUUCUACAAAAUAUCCCUGGGGUAUUUUAGAGUAUUCCUCAAAACUGUAAAAAUCAUAGAAAAUAAGGAAAUCCUGAGAAACAAUCACAGACCACAUGAGACUAAGGAGACAUGUGAGCCAAAUGCAAUGUGCUUUCUUGGAUCAGAUCCUGGAACAGAAAAAGAUCAGUAAUGAAAAAACUGAUGAAGUCUGAAUAGAAUCUGGAGUAUUUUUAACAGUAGUGUUGAUUUCUUAAUCUUGACAAAUAUAGCAGGGUAUUGUAAGAUGAUAACAUUAGAGAAACUGAAACUGGGUGAGGGCUAUCUGGGAAUUCUCUGUACUGUCUUACCAAAUUUUUGGUAAGUCUAAGAAAGCAAUGCAAAAUAAAAAGUAUCUUGAAAAAAAA